UUACACUACAUUGACCACAUACCGGUUUGUUUCCUAAGAUAUCCUCAGUAAAACAGCAGCGUAUGAAUUAUACAUACACGAUAUAAUUGUGCUAAUUUCGCACAUUCAUCCUGGUUUAUAUGAAUCAAUAUUCUCUGUGAAAAGUUGUUCAGCUUGUGUCACGGGGUGAUGAUGCGUCUCGCCCAUGCACUGGAAGUGAACUCCGCUAGCCAGAUGCUAACAGUCGCAGCAGCACGGCAAGUAGCGACAACGUCGGACAGUUUUUUGUGGGACUAUUUGUCACUGUACUUCGUUUGCUAUCUGACUAAAAUCAACCUUUAGGACACGAUCCACAUCAGGACACCAACGGAUGCUUUUUUUUAUAUAUAUCUGUGAAGAAGAGAGCUAAGUUAAAACAACUCCCGGGAGUGAGCUAACGCCGAGGUUAGCUGACGAGCUUUACCACAAAGUUCCUCACUCUUCAGCCUGGCAGGCGAAGUGUUGCUCACGUUAAAGUCUGACGAAACUUUCGCAGAUUAUUACAAUAAACACAGAAGAUGGCCUCGCUAGAGCCUGCGAAGGUGACCAUCACCUCUGUUAGCCCUUAACGGACUUCAAAGUCAGUAACGUUGGUUGACGUUAGCCAGCUUCAAAACUCCAGUGCCAGGAGAAAAACUGGACUCAUCCGACACAGCAUCCAGGUCAAAGAUGGAGUUAGCCGCGGCUCACCCGGCUCUCAAAGCCUUUAUGUGUGGCUCGCUCAGUGGCACCUGCUCUACGCUGCUCUUCCAGCCUUUGGAUCUGGUGAAAACACGACUGCAAACCCUUCAGAACAAUGCCAAGCCAGGUGCACCGAGGGUGGGGAUGUUUACCGUCUUUAUCAGUGUUAUUAGGACAGAGAAUUUCUUCAGUCUGUGGAAGGGAGUUUCACCAUCGUUUGUGCGCUGCAUCCCUGGGGUGGGCAUCUACUUCAGCACCUUCUACACCCUGAAGCAGCACUACUUCUUGGACCGGGCACCCAACGCUGGUGAGGCUGUUCUGCUCGGAGCAGGUGCCAGAGCUGUCGCUGGCGUCAGCAUGCUGCCAUUCACAGUCAUCAAGACACGCUUUGAAAGUGGCCGUUACAACUAUGUGAGUGUGGCUGGGGCUCUGAGGAGCAUGUAUGAGACAGAGGGAAUCAGGGCUCUGUUUUCUGGGCUGCCAGCCACACUGCUCCGCGACGCUCCUUUCUCCGGCAUCUACGUCAUGUUCUACAGCCAGGCCAAGAAGGCACUGCCUCAAGAGGUGGCUUCGUCAGCCUACGCGCCACUAGUGAACUUCGGCUGUGGGGUGGUGGCAGGCGUCAUGGCGUCUCUGGUCACACAGCCUGCUGACGUGGUAAAGACCCACAUUCAAAUCAGCCCAUCCCAGUGGAGGACUGCAGACGCUAUUCGCUACAUCUACAUGGAGCACGGUGUCAGUGGGUUUUUCCGCGGGGCUGUACCCAGGUCGCUGCGACGCACUCUCAUGGCCGCUAUGGCUUGGACUGUCUAUGAACAGCUGAUGGCUCGAAUGGGCCUCAAAUCCUGAGGAGCAACAGUAUUGUGCCACAAUAAAACACCAGAGGGAUAAUGAUACACAGCAUUUGCUCACUGAAAGUCCCACGAACGAAGAAAAGGGAGCCGAGGAGCUUGUAGAGACAGUAAACUAGCUCUACCAAGAUUGUGUCUGAAAAAAGUCGGAGAAUAUGUGUCUGUCUUUCUUUUCUUUGUUAAUAUUUUGUGAAAAUGUGCCUGUUUGUGUCUGUCCGUGUGUGAGUUUAAGAUUGUGACACUGCACUUGUGUCGGUCUUGGACUGAAGUGACACUCCUUGCUGUGAAGUGAAUUUGCACCUCCUCUCAUUAAAUAUGUUUGGGCACCUUGAGGCUGCCACUAAAAAAAAAAAAAGCCCUUGACAGAGGGCUUGUAACUGUGCUGGGCAACGUAGUUUCCUUCUGACAAGGUAUUUUAAAAUGCUGUCAAGUCAAACGGGACACUCAGCAAGCUGCUGUAUCGCACAUAUGCUGAGGUUACCAAAAACAAAGCACUGCAGAGAGGAGGAGUUCUGGCUUGUGCCAUAUUUAUAAAACUUGCAUUAGAUUUUGGCAAUCUCUCUUAUUUGCCAAUUAACAAACUGACUUAUUUAAUUUGUUUCAGGCUCAGACAAUCACAAGCACUCACACAGCUGCAUUAUGAGGAUAAAAUCACAAUAAAGCCUUUGUUGCCAUACCACUUAAAUCUAUGCUAAUUUAAAGUUUUUGUACAACUGUGGUGCAUUUUAAAGAAGUAAUAAUCGUGACAUCUGGGCUCAACAAACAAAGCUGGAAAAUAUUGACCCUGGUGGGUCCUGGUGUUUAAAUAAGCACUUUUAUAAUUUGAGAAAUUUAUCAUUUUGUUGACCUCUUGUCAUUUAAAUAUGAGCAUAUUUCCAGAACAUUUCAAAUGAAGCAUUGCUUAAUCACAACAUGAUUAUAAUCCACAUCAGUCAGUUUCUUCCUGGCUUUGUAAAUAUUUGACUUAAUACACAAUUGUUGGUUUUAACAAAUGAGGCCAUAUUUUUAUGUUGCUUGUACAUUGUGUCCUUUACUAUAAAUAGUAUUUAUUGUUGAUAGAAAGAAAUAUACUUAUGUAUGACUGCAGAAAUAAUGCCAAAUAGAAGAUCUCUUUUGUUGUGGGGGAGAUUUGAAAACGACUUAAGAUAGCAUGCAAUGGAUUCUGCAUCCAAAGUGCAAACACACUGACAAUUUUUGAAAGUUUUAGUAACAUGACAGAACGGUCACUACUGUCCAGUGUGAUCUGUGAUAUAACAGGAAGGUUGUGUAGAAAAAAGAUCAAUUUAAUGACAUGAGUUGAUUUCUAAAGAGCCUCAGUGUUUGCUGUGUAACACAAACUGUGUAUCUAAUUGUGCCGUAAUUCAAUGAAGUUUUACCUCAUCCAUUAUUUCAUCAUCACGCCACUCCUGUAGUCUUUGUUCAUCCUGGAUUGUGACUACAUUGUAUUUGGUCAUUGUUAUCGUAGAUAUUUGGUCUGUGUGUUUGCUCACACAGACACUGUGCCUGCCUGGUUUUUAACAUCAAUAAAUUGCCCUAAUUUUUUUGA
Molecule: messenger RNA, 3096 nt
Organism: Larimichthys crocea (large yellow croaker)
Lineage: Eukaryota; Metazoa; Chordata; Actinopteri; Sciaenidae
Product: mitochondrial glycine transporter B
Exons: 8
Coding region: 688-1548 (286 amino acids)
Biological process (GO): glycine import into mitochondrion
Cellular component (GO): mitochondrion; mitochondrial inner membrane
Molecular function (GO): glycine transmembrane transporter activity
Source: RefSeq, a predicted model, not a curated record